GGCCUGAAGAAGUUCAGCGACUGGCCCACCUACCCCCAGGUGUACGCAAAUGGCGAGCUCGUGGGCGGGCUGGACAUCAUUCGCGAGCUGGUGGCCUCUGGCGAGCUGGCCGACAUGCUGCCGAUCCGCGCGGCCACCCCGGCCCCUGCGGCCCCCACGCCUGCCGCUGCGGCCCCGGGCCAGACUUUGGAGGAUCGUCUGCGCGCGCUCAUCACGCGUGAGCCCAUCAUGCUCUUCAUGAAGGGCAACCCGGCGCAGCCGCGCUGUGGCUUCAGUCGCCAGAUC
Messenger RNA from Fonticula alba, 285 nucleotides. RefSeq lists its product as hypothetical. The record is from RefSeq and is a predicted model, not a curated record. Bases 50 to 241 code for a protein of 63 amino acids. NCBI's taxonomy places the organism in Eukaryota, Rotosphaerida, Fonticulaceae. The transcript has a single exon.